GGGAGGACACCACCCUCGGGGCUGGGGUGGGGUCACCACGGGCAGCCACCUUGUUGUUCUCGCCCGUCGGCGGGGGAAGAGAGAGGGUUUGGGGUGAGCCGCCAUUCCCCGGACCAGUAUUCAGAACGCACAGGGAGAGGAGGUAGCGGAACCUUUGUCCUCCGCCUCACUCUCGUUUCCACCCGGACUCAGUUGGCGUCGGACGCAAUUGCGGAGGCCUAGAAACAUGGAGGCGGCGGGUGCUGGGGCUGGACAGCCGUCCUCUCUGGAGGCUCCGGAAUCUACAGACGAUCGGCUUUUCCUGAUUAAAGGUGGAGUUUUCCUUGGUACUGUUGCUGCAGCAGGAAUGGUAGCCGGAUUUGUUACAACAUUAUCAUUGGCUAAAAAGAAAAGCCCUGAAUGGUUCAAUAAGGGAAGUAUGGCCACGGCUGCCUUACCGGAGAGCGGGUCUAUCCUUGCCUUGCGAGCCUUGGGUUGGGGCUCACUUUAUGCGUGGUGUGGGGUUGGUGUGAUCAGCUUCGCAGUCUGGAAAGCUUUAGGAGUACACAGUAGACAGAAACAGAAUGCAAGCAGGGGAGGGGCAGAGAGAGAGGGAGACGCAGAAUCAGAAGCAGGCUUCAGGCUCUGAACUGUCAGCACAGAGCCUGAUGCAGGGCUUGGACUCAUGAACCAUGAGAUCAUGACCUGACCUGACCUGAAGUCACUUAAUCGACUGAGCCACCCAGGCGUCCCUAUAUUGCUUAAAGAAAAACAUGUUUAGGACCUAUCUUAAAACAAAGACGGCUUUGUUUUUUUGUAAAAUUAUGUACUCAUUGUAAAAAAAAACUGUAGAAAAAUACAAAAGAGGAAACAAAACUCACCAGAAAUCUCACUGAGUUGUAAUCACUUACUAAAAUAAAAACAUCCCUUCAGACUUUCUAGAAACAUAUUCAUAUAAUUAUAUAUAAAUGUUGUUUUACUGUACUAUUCUGGAACCUUUUUCACUGAAUAGCCACAAGAACAUCUUUGCACAGUAGAGUCUAUAAAUCUCCAUCAUUUUUAAUGGCUACAUGGUGCUCCAUUAUAUUAUAAUUACUUAAUCAGUCUCCUGCCAAUAGCAUUUAGAUUGUAAUUUUUCACUGUUUAAACACCAUAGUGAACCUCUGCAGGCAUGCAUCUUUUUGUACUUUUCUUGGUCAGGAAAUUUGUCCUAAACACAGAUGAUGUUAUUGUUAAAUCCAAGUGCAUUUUUAAAAUGUUUUUGAUACCUAUUGCUAAGUGCUCAGUUUAUACAUUUAGAAGAUAUUGACAAUGCAUACAGGUUUCCUAGCACCCUUGCCAUUAGUGGCUUCUAUUACUUUGAAAUGUUUGCCAAUCUGAUAGACGGGAAAUAAUCUCUUUCUUUCUUUACUGCAUCUCUUUGAAGUCCCUGUCGCUAUAAAGGCUUUUAUGCAAAUAACCUGUGAUUGGAGUUUUAACAUAUCUCUCCAGCCCCAGUGUUGCUUCCUCAUCUGCUGAUAAUAGGUUGGUUCUUUCUCAAGAGCCAGGCUUUCUUUUCCUUGAAAACAAAAAGUAAAAUAUGUAAAUAAAACACAUUUUAAAUAUUUCUCUAAAAAUUGGCAUUCAACUUUGCUAUUCUAAGAAAGAUUCUUUAAGGGAAGUAAUAUUAUCUCCUUCCUCUAGGACAAUAUUGGAUUCAUUCUAAUAAAAUGUAUUUUCUCCAGCUCUUUUUUGUAGCUGCUGCUAAGUAUACUUUUUAUGUUAAUAUUUAGGCUCAUUUCUUAAUGUCCUUGUGACCAGCUUUAAGGGCUUUUGCUAAUUACAGUCAAAUCUCUUUCUUUUGACUUUUUGCUAAUUUCAACAUCUGCUAUAUCUUAUAUUAAAUAUUUUUAUGCCUACACCGUUUUUAAGUUACUCAUUUCAAAUGAAGCAACAUUGUGAAUGCUAGAACUGCAUAUGUAAAUAAAACUAUGGAAAAGCUUAGAAGUUUUUAACUUCUAAGAUAUCUAAGAAGAAAAUAGACUGUGCUUUGUACUUCUCAUUGGUUUGGUCAAAGAUUAAAAACAAAUCCGUCUCUUGGCAAAUUGUUUAAUGGUAGCCACUUCUGAGGAAUCUGCAGGGCAAAUCUGAAAAGUGACUGAAAUAUGUCCCUUCUGCGUCCUGGCCUAAUCUAAUUUCAGAGCCACCAGCUUCUGUCCCCAGGAAGCGGACUUCACUUCCUUAUUCUGAUUACCAUAAUGUCAGCUGACCCAGCCUCACGUCAACUUCCUGAUAGUACUUACUAGAACACCCGGAACACAGAGUCAUCGUGAUCUUGCACAGAUAGUUCCGUCUGUCAGGCUCAGGGCCUUCAAAUGGCAUAAGCAUUGAGGAAUAUAUUCCAGGAAUCAUUUUCAAAUUAAUUGGAAGUGGCACUGUGCAUCACUUAAAUCUAGGUCUGAGGUGACAAGAACAUCUCCGUAACCCUUAUUUCCCAUUCACUGCAGCUCUAAUGGGCUUGGCAUCCGGUGGUAAGAGGCACUCAGUGUGAUGUGGAGGAGCAAUUUGGUGACAGAGACCGAAUCACAGGGACUUGCUCGGUCUAAAAUGGGAGAUAACAGCUAGUGUCUUUUUUUUGUUUUUGGUUGGUUUUUUUUUUUUUUUUUUUUUUU
Molecule: messenger RNA, 2630 nt
Organism: Panthera uncia (snow leopard)
Lineage: Eukaryota; Metazoa; Chordata; Mammalia; Carnivora; Felidae
Gene: TMEM242
Product: transmembrane protein 242
Exons: 4
Coding region: 227-628 (133 amino acids)
Source: RefSeq, a predicted model, not a curated record